UAAAAUGUCAGUUAACAUAACCGACACAUUGGAAACCUACACCAAAGUCUUCACAUUUGGUGCUGUCGAUUAUGCUGUUUUUAUUUCGAUGUUAAUUGUUUCGGCCGGUAUUGGAGUGUAUUUUGGAUUUUUUUCGGGUAAAAAUGAUACGGCCGAUGAAUAUUUACUUGGCGGUAGAAACUUAAAAGCGUGGCCCGUUGCUAUUUCUUUGGUUUCAAGUCAGUUAUCAGCAAUAUCAAUUGUGACAAUACCGUCGGAAAUGUAUAGUUUUGGUAUAACAUUUGCAUUUACAAUGGUUGCAAUGUUUCUGGCGCUUCCGAUCUUGAUGUAUGUUAUUGUUCCAGUAUUUUAUAAUAAUAACAUUUCGAAUUGUUAUGAAUACUUGGAAUUGAGAUUUAAUAAAACUACCCGACAAAUUCUGACGUUAUCCUUUGUAUUGACUGGAUAUUUGUUGAUGCCUGUAUUCAUAUUCAUACCUGCUUUAUCAUUUGCACAAGUGACAGGUGUUAAUAUUCAUCUUAUAAAUGGCAUUGUCUGUUCUAUUUGCGUUUUCUACACCAUGCUGUUUCAUUGUUUCACUGGAAUUAUUAUGUAUUCGAUGUACCACGAUUGUGAUCCACUUAAAAUAAAGAUUGUUGACAAACCAGACAAAAUGAUGCCCUUUUUUGUUCAAGACGUUGUUGGACACUUAAAAGGCAUGCCCGGACUCUUUAUAUCAUGUGUUUUCAGUGCAGCUUUGAGCGCAAUGUCAGCAAGUAUGAAUUCUUUAGCAGGAAUUUUUUACUUCGAUUAUAUCAAGCCCUUCGUACGACACACAGAAAGAAAAGCAAAUUAUUCCAUGAAAGGUUUUAUUUUAUUAACUGGAGUCUAUUGUGUUGCUGCUGGAUUUUUAGUUGAAAAAUCUGCAUCUCUCCUUCAAACUAUUAUGACUAUCGGCGGAGUAGUUCAAGGAGCUAUGGUUGGAGUUUUUUUGUUGGGAUUUUUAGUACCAAAAGCUAAUGGAAAAGGUGCAUUAAUUGGCCUUUUGUCAAGUAUGCUUGCCAUACUUAUUCUUGUAACUGGCGCCCAACGAAGAAUGGAAGCUGGAAAAUUAGCAUACAAUCCUUUACCAACCAGAGAUGAUGGUUGUGAUCGUUUUAAUUAUACAUUGCAUGGAUCAAUUUUUAGAUCAAAUGUUACAAAUGAUAUAGUUCAUGAAGUUCAUGACGAUGAAGGAUUUUCAAUUUUUCAAAUCUCUUUUCAAUGGUAUACUGUAUUGGGUAUAUUUGUUGUCUGGCUAGUUGGUAUUCCUUUGAGUUAUAUCAUUCCAGAUAAUAAAAAACUAGAUCAUAAUCUACUAUCGCCAGUUAUAAGAAAGUUUGUUAAAUAUGAUAGUGUUAAAACUGAUGAGUAUCCAAUGAAGAAGUGAUAUUUUUAAAAUAAGACAAGCAAAACAUUUUAUUUUAUUUCAAUAAUUGAAAGCUAAUAUUUAAUUACAAAAACAAAAUAAACAUAUUGUAAAAACAAGACAAUACCUUAAAAAUUGUUAAAAUAAAAUAUUUAUUUAUAAAAACAUGAUUUUUUUUUCUUGAACAUAAUAU
This is a messenger RNA of Episyrphus balteatus (marmalade hoverfly), 1580 nucleotides long. Its product is annotated as sodium-coupled monocarboxylate transporter 1-like. Gene Ontology annotation, molecular function: symporter activity. The record is from RefSeq and is a predicted model, not a curated record. Gene Ontology annotation, biological process: transmembrane transport; sodium ion transport. Gene Ontology annotation, cellular component: membrane. The coding region runs from base 5 to 1408 and encodes 467 amino acids. NCBI's taxonomy places the organism in Eukaryota, Metazoa, Arthropoda, Insecta, Diptera, Syrphidae. The transcript is spliced from 9 exons.